Messenger RNA from Octopus sinensis (East Asian common octopus), 3221 nucleotides. RefSeq names its product inter alpha-trypsin inhibitor, heavy chain 4. The transcript has 26 exons. The record is from RefSeq and is a predicted model, not a curated record. Bases 323 to 3124 code for a protein of 933 amino acids. NCBI's taxonomy places the organism in Eukaryota, Metazoa, Mollusca, Cephalopoda, Octopoda, Octopodidae.
UCGCUUAGAUUUUGUGUCAUGAUUGUAGCAGGAGGAGUGUAUAUGCGAAUGUGUAAAUAAUUGUCUAUGUAUGUAUGUGUGUGUGUAAGUGAGUGUGUUUAAAUGUUCAUAUAGAGAGAGAGUGAGACAGGCAGAUAUAUAUAUAUUUUUUUAUAUAAAUAUAAAUUACUAAACAAUUUUUCUGUUGCAUAUAUGUUUAACUGGGAACCACAACGUUCGAGCUAAUGAUAUUUUAUUAAGUCUGAAUACCAUCAAAGAAUUAUAUAAUUAUUUUAAUUAACAGUAAACCGAAGCAGAAGUAAUUAAACGGAUCGCCAACAAGAUGGUACCUCGCCUGUUCCUGAUGUUCGUUGUUGUUUUCCAUUUGGGUAUAACAGCCUAUGGAAACCAAAAUCCGAAAGCAACCCUGAAAUCCAUUCAUGUAAUCAGCGAUAUUAAAUAUCGAUAUGCUACCACUCUAGUUUCCAUGAAGUAUUAUAACACAUACAAUUCUGCUGUCACUGCAGACUUACAUGUAAACAUGCCUCGCCAUUCAUUUAUAUCAAAUUUCUCCAUGGAAAUUGAUGGAAAUGUGACUGUGGGAGAAGUAAAAAAGAAAUCGGAAGCAAAACGUAUUUUCGACUAUGCCAUUGAAACUGGGCAAAGUGCUGGCCAUGUUGCUGUGGAACACCGCUUCACAAAUGUUUUUGAUAUAUCUGUUAAUGUUGAACCACAAAAGUAUGUAGUUUACAACUUGACUUAUCAAGAACUUCUGACACGAGAGAACAAUAAAUACAGGCACGUCAUCCAUUUGUCCAAUGGUGGAAUUGUUGAUGACUUUUUAGUUGAGGUUUUCAUUAGGGAACCGCAAGACAUUAUUAAUGUGUCUGUACCAGAAAUUAAAGAUGAUAAAGCAACAGAUUUUUACGAAACCAAAGAGCUGGAAUAUGCUUCAGUUGACUACAUCAACAGUAAAGAAGUUUACAUCAAAUACAACCCAAAUCGUGAACAACAAGAAGAAAUUUCAAAGGAAAAUGGUAUUGUCGGCUUGUUCAAAGUGGCAUAUGACGUGGAUCGUGCAAAUAAUUCAAAUUUUAUAUAUGCAGUUGAUGGCUACUUUGUACAUUUCUUCACUGCUGAUUUCUUAAAACCUCUUCCAAAGCACAUAAUAUUUAUACUUGAUGUCAGUGGAUCAAUGUCUGGUACUAAAAUUCAACAACUGAAAGAAGCUAUGGAAAAUAUCCUCGAUCAACUUGACCCAAAACUUGAUAAAUUUCUCAUCGGAAAAUUCAGCGGUGAUGUCAAUUGGAUGGAGAUUAAUUUUUUACUCGCAAAAGAAGAAAAUAUAAAACGAGCAAAAACUCAUAUUAGGAAUAUUAGCGCCUCGGGAGGUACAAAUAUAAACGCUGCUCUCCUUGAAAGUAUAGACAAACAUAAAUCCGCUGCUGAAAGAGUUUUACCCACCAAAACUAAAAAUAUCAUCAUAUUUCUCACUGAUGGUCAUCCAACAGAAGAGGAAAGCUCUACAGAAAAUAUCAAGAGAAAUGUAAGAGAGGCCAACAAAGAGAUUUCAUUAUUUACUCUUGGUUUCGGAGAAGAUUGUGACCAUAAAUUUCUACGUGAGAUUGCCAUGGAAAAUGGAGGCUUUAGUAGGAAGAUCUACGUUGACUCUGACAGUAGACUUCAAAUUGAAAAUUUUUAUAAAGAAAUAUCUAACAUUUUAUUAAAGGAUAUUACGUUUGUUUACUUAGAUAGUGCUGUUAAUACUAGUUCUACGUCAUUUAGCAGCUACUUCAAAGGAUCAGAAUUAGUUGUUUCAGGUGUUUUGAAGGAUAAAACCCAAUCGACCAUGCUACUAAAGGUAAACAAGACAGACAAUACGGGACGAAAUACUGAUAUAUUAAAAUUGAAUAUCAAUCUGAGUGGAAUUGGAGAUGACUUUACUCUAUACGAUGAUCUUCCUGAAAAUCCAGAAUUGACAAGUGUUCAGUCAUUUUCUGAAAUUACUGAAAAGAGUUAUGCUUACCUCACCCUGAAACAACUUCUCAAAGAAGAGAGAACACGCCAUGUGAAAAAGAAAAUUCUUAAUCUGGCACUUAAGUAUAAUUUUGUAACACCAUUAACAUCAAUGGUUGUCACCAAAUCUACAGUUAAAGAGAAACAUUUUGGCCAAAACGAUGAUGACUCAUCAGGAAGACGAGGAGGAGCGCACAGAAAGAGACCUGCCAGUGUUGGUAGGCGUCAUCCAUUCAGAUCUCAUUUUCGUCCUUCACAUGUUCGUCCUUCACAAGUUCGUCCUUCACAUGUUCGUCCUUCACAAGUUCGUCCUUCAAAGGGUUAUUACAGCAUGACGGUUCUCGAUCCAUCCAGACUUCCUUCACGCGGCCAACUCGGCAUGCGCGUUCACCGUCUAUCAAUACUUGCUUCACGCGUUCUCGAUACAUACGGACUUCCUUCACGCCGAAAACUUACAACCACAGGAAAACCAACAACCACAGGAAAACCUACAACCACAAGAAAACCUACAACCACAGGAAAACCUACAACCACAAGAAAACCUACAACCACAGGAAAACCUACAACCACAGGAAAACCGCUACCAAUUUUUCUUCAUGCUCCUGCCAUUGCCUUAAAACCAUUAAAUUGUAAGUUAGACUUGUGUUUCACUGAUAAUACUAUCUGCAGAAACCAAACAGGAAUCAUGUUUUUGAACGAUAAAUAUGCAAAAAUAUCUAUUUAUGGUCAUGUGAAGAGGAUAUCACGCACUAAUUGUUUAGAAACUCUUGAUAAAGUAUAUAUAAAAAUGAGAAAUAAAGUAUCUGAAUUUACUCCCGAGUAUUUCAAAAUAAAAGGAAGAACUUAUAAUACCACCAGAAGGAAAAACGUUCGCAUCACUCUGAAACGUUUCAUCAGAUUAAGAAUAAACUUUCAGAAAACUAUCAACUCUGAAAAACUUAUUUCCUUGCAUUUGGAUCUUUUGAGUAAAUUUAUUAAACCCAAAGGAAUUUUGAGUGACUAUGCAAAGGCCUUCCAAUGUACUGAAAAGGCACCGAACCAGAUGGUAUUGUCUCACAAAGCAGCUACUUUUAAUAAAGUAAAUUACAAGACAUCAAGGGGAAGUUUAUCCUCUUGUUUUACAAUGUGAGAGGCAAGAACGAGUUUGAUACCGAUUUAAUGCGAAAAAGCAAUCUACCUUGUUAAAAUUAUUAUGAUGUAGAAAUCUAUCUGAAUUUUAUAACAUG